Molecule: messenger RNA, 1252 nt
Organism: Danio rerio (zebrafish)
Lineage: Eukaryota; Metazoa; Chordata; Actinopteri; Cypriniformes; Danionidae
Gene: acp1
Product: acid phosphatase 1
Cellular component (GO): cytoplasm
Molecular function (GO): non-membrane spanning protein tyrosine phosphatase activity; protein tyrosine phosphatase activity; acid phosphatase activity
Source: RefSeq, marked validated
GGACCUUUUUUAGUGACCAAUAUGGCGGCUUCCAGCGGAAAGUCGGUGUUAUUCGUGUGCUUGGGGAAUAUCUGCAGAUCUCCAAUCGCGGAGGCUGUCUUCAGAAAGAUGGCCACAGACAGCGGAGUGGUGGAUAAGUGGAGAAUAGACAGUGCCGCCACGUCCACCUAUGAGAUCGGAAACCCCCCGGAUCACCGUGGCCAGGCCUGCAUGAAGAAGCAUGGCGUUUCCAUGAGGCACGUGGCGCGGCAGGUCACCAAGGAUGACUUCAUGAGUUUUGAUUACAUCCUCUGCAUGGACGAAAGCAAUUUAAGAGAUCUGAACAAGAAGGCAAGCAGCGUGAAAAACAGCAAAGCCAAGAUUGAGCUGCUCGGCUCCUACGAUCCUGAAAAACAGCUUAUUAUCCAAGACCCGUACUAUGGCAGUGAUAAAGACUUUGAGACGGUGUAUGAACAGUGUGCGAGAUGCUGCAAAGCCUUCCUGGAGCAACAUUCGUAACGCAUACACACACACACACCCAAACACACACACACACACACACACACACACACACACACACACACACACACACACACACACACACACACACAACUGCAUCUGAAGUCUGCGAGACCUCUAUUAAUUACUCAAAUAUAUACACUGAAAUGCUAUCCUUACAUUUUUUUGUCUUGUUUCUAGUCCAAAUAUCUAGAAAUUCUUAAAUCUAGAAGCAUUUUCUAGACAAGCAAAACGUAAUGUUCUGUUUUUAGAAAUAUUAAGGCAAAAUUGAGUUAUUUUUUUCUGCAAACAAGCUAAAUAUUCUGUAAUUAAGGUAAAAUAAUAUUGAUUUUCCUUUUGACGUGAGAUUAUUUCGCUUACCCCUUUGGCUGAUUAUUUAGCUUGUUUUAGGGAGAAACUCACUCAUUCUUGGCAUAUUAUUUCUUAAAACAAGACAAUAUGUUCUGUUGUCUAGAAAAUGCUUCUUGAUUUAAGAGUUUUUACAUUUCUGGGCUAGAAACAAGACAAAAACUGAAUAAGAAAAGCUUUUUCUGCAGUGUACAACCAACCGAAACACAAAUCAAGUGUCUUCUUAAGCAAAACACACACAAACUAAUUGACAGCAGCAUAUAGAGAAGCACUUUGUCUUAAUUGUGAAUUAAGUUGUAAUGAAAUGUCGUAGGAUGCUUGUUUGAGCAGCUGUAAACUGCUUUUGUUGACCAUGCCCUCUGAAGAGAGGAAGUUCACCAAAAUAAACCAGAUAAAAGUGCUGGAA